This is a messenger RNA of Penicillium longicatenatum, 1827 nucleotides long. RefSeq names its product acetoacetate-CoA ligase. The record is from RefSeq and is a predicted model, not a curated record. Gene Ontology annotation, molecular function: acetoacetate-CoA ligase activity. Lineage: Eukaryota; Fungi; Ascomycota; Eurotiomycetes; Eurotiales; Aspergillaceae. The transcript has 10 exons. Gene Ontology annotation, cellular component: cytosol. Bases 1 to 1827 code for a protein of 608 amino acids.
AUGGACGCCGUCAACCAGCUUCAGCCAACAUGGACGCCAUCGCGCAAUACCUCUGGGCUAGCCAUUGAGCAGUUCCGUGCCUACAUCAUUUCUCGCUGCUGGCAGGACCUGAUCAACUCUCCCACUUUCUACGAGGGAAGUCGCUUGAAUUACGCGGAGAAUGUUUUUCUGCCAGGCCGGAUGGGCGUGGCCCUCACCAGUCUGUCAGAAAGUAACGGGGGUGAGCCAUCAACCAUGUCCUGGGAUCAACUCAAGUGCCAAGUCGCGAGGGCUGCUAGUGCUCUCCGAGGAUCUAGUAUUGGAAAGGGUGAUAUAGUGGCAUAUAUUGGCGGCAAUACACCACAGCCCAUAGUUAUAUUCCUGGCAGCUGCAUCCAUCGGCGCAACAUUUACCUCGCUGGCUUCCGACAUGGGAGAGAAGCUGAAGGCAAUUAUUGAUCGACUCGUCCAAGUACGACCGAAAAUCCUCUUCGCUAUCAAUUCCUAUCAGUACAAAGGCAAGCUGUAUACGUGCGUCAGCAAGGUCUCCAAUGUGGUCAACGAACUGCGACGAAAUGCCAAUCUGCAACAUUCAGUCAUGGAAAUGAACAUUCCAGGAGUUGCAUUAGGAGCUAUCGAGCAUGCAAAGCACUGGAUCUCGUUGGAAGGGUUUCUCGCCCGUGGGAGUGACAACCCUCUCGCUUUCGUGCAAGUGCCAUUCGACCAUCCCAUGCUGAUUUUGUUCAGCUCUGGGACGACAGGCGCACCCAAGGGGAUGGUACACUCACAAGGGAUCGGUUGGACGAUGUGGAACAUCUUCCUUGGGGGACUGCUCGCCGGAGCAAACCUCAUUCUUUACGAUGGAUCGCCGUUCUACCCCAGCCCAGAGAAGCAUCUUGGGGCGAUUUUGUCGCUUGGGUGUACUGUGCUGGGUGGAAGCCCACGCUACUUCGCAGAGCUCAAGAAAUUGGAUGUCGUUCCACAGAAAUUCACCGAUAAGAGCAAGGUACGGCUGCUGAACAGUAGCGGGGCGGUUCUAAGUGAGGAUAUCUGGACGUGGAUGGCAGAUGCAUUCAGUGGGGCGCCCAUUAUCUCCUUCUCUGGAGGCACAGAAGUCUGCGGUUCUUUCCUUCACGGCACGCUUGUGCUGCCGCAGUACGCCGGUGAAAUUUCGGUCAAAGCCCUUGGUAUAGACGCAGACAUAUACAAUGAGCAAGGCAAAAGCUGUCAGCCAGGCGAGUCGGGCGAACUGGUUAUCAAAAGUCCUUUUCCUAAUGCUGCUGUCUACUUCUGGGAUGAUCACGACGGAUCACGAUAUCGGUCGUCGUACUUUGAGUCUCACCCCGGUGUUUGGACGCAUGGGGACUUCGCCAAGGUGAACCCUGCGACCCAGGGAAUCAUCAUGCUGGGAAGAAGUGAUGGAGUUCUCAACCCUUCCGGGGUGAGGUUUGGUUCGUCCGAGAUAUACUCCGCGAUGAGUGCAUUCAGCGACCUCGUCGAAGACAGCCUCUGUGUUGGACAGAAGGCCGUCAAUGAAGACGAGCGCGUUCUACUCUUUCUCCAAAUGCGCCCCACAGUUUCGCUCACCGAAAGUAUUCGACAAAAAAUCCGAGCACAUAUUUCGCAGACACUGAGUCCCCGCCAUGUCCCACACAACAUCAUCUCUGUGCCCCGUGUUCCCUACAAUGUUAAUGGGAAGAAGCUAGAAGUGCUUGUGAAACAUGUGCUUUCCGGCGGCAAUAUUGACGCUCGCACGAAGAGUACUCUGGCGGAAGAGGGCAGUUUAGACUUCUUCAAGAGAUUCGACAAGGUUGGGGGUGGCUCCCAGGCAAGGGAGCAAAAGCUCUAG